AAUUAUCUCUGAAAUAUUUUGCUGCCUAAGUGAAAAGUAAUCGUGGUUCAUUUAAUUAAAUAGGCAACCACGGGACACCGAAUAACUAAAAAAGCUUAGUGUGUCGACUUUCAAACUGAGCUCAGGCGACGUUAAGGAGACGUGCGAUUCGAAACUUGUCCUGUCAGGUCAAGUCUGGCCUAGCUACGCAGCUAGUAAAUAUUCGCUUGCCGACGGACAACAGUCAAGUACGUUAGAUAGUUAGCAAGAUAACCAGCUACCUUGAAGGAGUCAACGACACUUUGGAGCGUUAUUGAAAAUUUUCCACAGUCUCCCAGGACACAAUGGCAGACGACUUUGAUAUUGAGGCCAUGUUGGAAGCUCCUUAUAAGAAGGUAAAAAAAACAGAGCCUCAUCUUAGAACAUCCAAUCACCUGUUCUGUCGCAACAAGGAUGACCUCAAGUCCUCUAGUGAGAAUGGCCAGGAGGAACGCAGCAAGAAAAAGCACAGGAGCCGGAGCGGCAGUCCAGAGCGUCGUGUGAGUAAGAGCCGGGACCACAAGAAGAAGAAGAGGAGCCGCAGCCGAGAGCGCCGGCGUUCGCGCAGCAAGGACAAGCAUCGCUCACGCAGCCGAGAGCGGAAGGGCUGGCAACGUGGAAAGAAGAGCCCCUUCUUUGGGGCGAAAUUUAACGGUGGUCCUGGAGGGAAGGGCGGCCCACCACAUACCACCAAACUAAGUCGCCGACGCUCCAGAAGCAAAAGUCCCUUCAAGAACAAAGACAAAAGUCCAAUCAGGCAACCCAUAGACAACCUGACGCCAGAGGAGAGGGAUGCACGUACUGUGUUCUGCAUGCAGCUGGCAGCACGUAUACGUCCAAGAGACUUGGAAGACUUCUUUUCGGCAGUUGGCAAAGUAAGAGAUGUCAGGAUGAUCUCAGACAGAAACUCCCGCAGGUCAAAGGGCAUUGCCUAUGUCGAAUUUUUGGAAGCCACCUCUGUGCCGCUGGCUAUUGGACUGACAGGCCAGAGGCUACUUGGAGUGCCAAUCAUCGUGCAGGCCUCUCAGGCAGAGAAAAACAGGGCAGCUGCGAUGGCCAAUAACCUUCAGAAGGGCAACGCUGGGCCCAUGCGUCUGUAUGUGGGAUCGCUCCACUUCAACAUCACAGAGGACAUGCUGAGAGGAAUCUUCGAGCCUUUUGGCAGGAUCGAAAGCAUCCAGCUCAUGAUGGACAGCGAGACCGGACGCUCCAAAGGAUACGGGUUCAUCUCUUUUGCAGAUGCUGAGUGCGCCAAGAAAGCUCUCGAGCAGCUGAACGGUUUUGAGCUGGCUGGCCGGCCCAUGAAGGUGGGUCAUGUGACUGAGAGGACAGACGCAUCCACAGCCAGCUCAUUCCUGGACAAUGAUGAGCUGGAGCGCACUGGUAUCGACCUAGGCACCACUGGCCGCCUGCAACUCAUGGCCCGCCUCGCAGAGGGCACAGGCCUCCAAAUCCCUCCAGCUGCACAACAAGCCCUUCAGAUGAGCGGAUCCAUGCCCUUUGGCAACCUUUCAGAUUUACAAGCCAUGUUGAUUCAGCCCCCAGAAGCCCAAACAAUGAACUUGCCCAGUAUGAACCAGGCCAUGAACCUGCCCACCCAGCCUCUGGCCACACACUGCCUGCAGCUCUCCAACAUGUUCAGCCCACAGGCUGAAAAUGAACCUGGCUGGGAUCAAGAGAUCCAGGAUGAUGUUAUUGAAGAGUGCAACAAACAUGGAGGAAUAGUCCACAUAUAUGUGGACAAGAACUCCCCUCAGGGCAAUGUUUAUGUCAAGUGUCCAACUAUUCCUACCGCCAUGGCCGCAGUUAACGGCCUCCAUGGACGCUGGUUUGCAGGUAAAAUGAUCACGGCUGCCUACGUGCCCUUGCCCACGUACCACAACUUGUUCCCAGACUCGGUGACGGCCACACAGCUACUGAUGGCCACACGCCGGUGAUGCCGCGCCUGCUGUGUUGGCUCUGCGCCACUCUAAACAUGUACAUAAGUUCCGCUCAGAGGGGCUCACUAGCCAGCCCCCACAGCUCCUCUCCAGAAGUAAGACCCACCCCAUCCACACAUGUACAGCUGGACCGACCCAGUACAGUUGUCAAAGAGUCUGGGUGCAGGCAUGGGAUUUUUGCCGAAGGUAUGGCUGGUGACAAACUGGUUUUUAUGAAGUUGAUUUAGCCUGAGAGCAGUGUCCACAGUGCCCCUUUCAUAACUGGAGUCUUUCAGGGUGGGUCUCGAGGGAGAGAGAUUAUUUUGAAGGCUGCGGCAGUUCUUUAUGAAAAGCAGGGCUUUGUUUUGUUUUUCUGUUUUGUUUUUGUGUGCUUUCCGUUAGUGCACUUGUAUGUAAUUGGAAAAUGAAAAGCCUCUGCAUUUUGUCAUGCCUAGGAGCUGCAGCUUGCUCCAAAUGAGUUGUCCUGUGCUCAUCCUGUACAUAGACACAUCCUGUUAGUCUUCAUACAUUUUGCAACUCACAGUUUUUGUUUAUGGUGCAUUUGAUCAAAAGGUCAGGAAAGGGGGGGAAGAAUAUAAGGUUUCUUGCAUUCUUGGUGCCCCACCACAAACACACAGAAUGGGGGUGGAUGAUCAGAGACCACAUUUGUAACUUUUUGUAAUCAAGAAUUUUGUUUUUCUAAAGAAUGUCUUGAUUAAAGUUGCUUAAAACAAA
Clupea harengus (Atlantic herring) is the source of this 2672-nucleotide messenger RNA. Its product is annotated as RNA-binding protein 39-like. Lineage: Eukaryota; Metazoa; Chordata; Actinopteri; Clupeiformes; Clupeidae. Gene Ontology annotation, biological process: mRNA processing. The record is from RefSeq and is a predicted model, not a curated record. Gene Ontology annotation, molecular function: RNA binding. Gene Ontology annotation, cellular component: nucleus.